Molecule: messenger RNA, 1759 nt
Organism: Lathyrus oleraceus (garden pea)
Lineage: Eukaryota; Viridiplantae; Streptophyta; Magnoliopsida; Fabales; Fabaceae
Product: BTB/POZ domain-containing protein POB1
Exons: 6
Coding region: 71-1654 (527 amino acids)
Biological process (GO): response to red light
Cellular component (GO): nucleus
Molecular function (GO): protein binding
Source: RefSeq, a predicted model, not a curated record
GCUUUCAUUUUCACCAUCUUCUUUAUUCUUUCUUUGCAAGAAAGUUCAGUGUUUCUUUAUCAAUCAAAGAAUGAGCACUAUCAACAAUAACACCAAUUUAGUUGAGUCUUCAAUCGUGAACGGAGGUUCUGAGUACAUUGAUUUUAGCUUUGCUUUCAAUGACUCUAGUUUUUCGGAUAGAAUCAUUCAUCUCGAAAUCAUGAACGAUUUCAUUGAAGUUCACCCUAAUGCCGACUCGACUAGACACAGCGAAAGGAGAAGGGAAGACAUUCAGAAAGACAAUGAUUUAUUAUCGGACCAACCUGAUGUAGACGACUGUGCGCUGCAUGAGCCUCAAGAUGUAGAGGCAGAUGCAAUGGUUGAAGUUUUCACGGCUGGAGAUGAGGCUGCAAAUCUUCACCUGGACUACUCUGCAGUGGUUAAAGUGAAAACAGUGUAUGUCAACUCCGCCAUCCUAGCUGUGAAGAGCUCGUACUUCUACAAGCUCUUCUCUAACGGGAUGAGGGAGUCACCGCAGAAGCAUGUCCCUCUGAGAAUUUUUGCAUCCGAGGAAGCUCCAUUCAUGGAGCUUCUAGAAUUUAUGUACAACAAACCUCUGAACAUAACCUCACUGCCCAGAUUGCUGGACGUCUUGCUAGCAGCAGACAAGUUUGAGGUGGCAACAUGCAAGAGAUAUUGCAGCCAGGUAUUACUGAACACACCCAUGACACCGGAGUCUGCGGUGCUCUACCUAGAGCUUCCUUAUACUAUCCUGAUGGAUGAUGAUGUUCGGCCAUUGGCUGUAGCAGCAAAAAAUUAUCUCAUUGCUCGUUACAAGGACGUCACCAAGCAUCAGGAGGAGCUGAUGGGAUUGCCACUUGCUGGGGUCAUGGUAUUAUUAUCCAGCGAUGAGCUGCAGGUCGCAUCUGAGGAUGAAGUGUACGACUUUGUACUGAAAUGGGCUCAAACCCAGUACCCAAGACUUGAAGAGAGGAGCGAAAUUCUCAGAGCAAAGCUUAUCCCCUUCAUCCGCUUCCGGUACAUGACCUGCCACAAGCUGAAGAUGGUCCAGACUUGUAACUACUUCGACCAUAAAUUCGCUUCUAAGCUAGUAUUUGAGGCCUUGUAUUUCAAGGCUGAAUCACCACACCGGCAACGAAUACUAACUGCGGAGUCGGCUUCCACUAACCGCCUCUUCAUUGAGCGGGCAUACAAGUACCGCCCUGUAAAGGUUGUGGAAUUCGAAGUUCCUUAUCAACAGUGUGUAGUCUACUUAGACCUGAAACAGGAGGAGUGCGCCAACAUGUUCCCCUUUGGGCGCAUCUAUUCACAAGCCUUCCAUUUAGGCAGUCAGAGGUUUUUCUUGUCUGCUCACUGCAAUAUGGACCAGCAGAGCUUCUACCAUUGCUUCGACUUGUUCUUGGGCAUGCUGGAGAAGGGCUCUGCCAGCUGCAAUGUCGAUUUUGAAUUUUCUGUUCGGUCGAAGCCAACCUUAGAAUACAUCAGAAAGUAUAAAGACAACUGUCUAUUAAGCGGGGAAAGUGCAGUCGGUUCCAGGAACUUUUUUGCUACACCAUGGACAUCGUUCAUGGCGGAGGACAGCCUCUUCUUUAUUAACGGCGUUCUCCAUCUUAGAGCAGAGCUAACAAUCAGGAAUAAGCUGGAUUUACAAUAGUAAAUUUAGUCUUAUUUUGUAGCACUUUUUCUUAUUUCUGUAAUUAUUUAGUUGUAAUAUAUAGUUCAUCAGUAGAAAAUAUCCUGCAAUCCAGGUUUGGCCCAG